GAAAACCUCCGGCUUAGUCUUCCAUUUUCUGCAUCUCGACGAUGGACUUCUCGGCGGCGGACUUUGAUCGGCUCCUGAUGUUCGAGCAUGCUCGGAAAGCUGCCGAGGCUCAGUACGCUGUGGAUCCACUCGAUGCCGAGAAUCUGAUCAAAUGGGGUGGUGCAUUGCUUGAACUAUCUCAGUUCCAGAGUGUUCCCGAUGCAAAGCAGAUGUUAAAUGAUGCAAUUUCUAAGUUGGAAGAGGCAUUGACGAUAAAUCCGAUGAAGCAUGAGGCUCUAUGGUGCUUGGGAAACGCCAACACCUCCCAGGCAUUCCUCAUUUCAGAUGCUGAUGAAGCCAAAGUGUAUUUUGAUAAAGCUACCGAAUAUUUUAAAAGGGCAGAAAAUGAGGACCCAAGUAAUGAACUUUAUCGUAAGUCGUUGGAAGUGGCAGCAAAGGCACCGGAACUGCAUAUGGAGAUCCAUAAGCAUGGACUGGGGCAACAAACACUGGGUGGAGGUCCUUCAGCUUCUCCAAAUGCUGGUACUGCCAAGAAGAAAAAGAAGAGCAGUGAAUUCACCUACGAUGUAUGUGGUUGGAUAAUCCUUGCAUUCGGGAUAGUCGCAUGGGUUGGAAUGGCAAAGUCUCUUGGCCCUCCACCUCCUCCUCCUAGAUAGUAAGCUGCCUUGGGCAACCCCUAAGGUAAUAUCUUAUACAUUCCUCAUAGUAAAAGUGGUUCUUGAUGGAAUUGGGAGCAUAAUUUGCUUGCAAGUUUUUUUAUUUAUUUGUGGAAUUGGGUUACCUUCGAAUUGAUUCAGUGCCAACAUUGGUCAAUUGUAUUCAUUAGGAUAUUUGUUUCUUCAUAUUAAAUUUUGUAUUCUCUUCUCGUUGUA
Tarenaya hassleriana is the source of this 872-nucleotide messenger RNA. Its product is annotated as mitochondrial import receptor subunit TOM20-2. The record is from RefSeq and is a predicted model, not a curated record. Gene Ontology annotation, biological process: protein insertion into mitochondrial outer membrane. Bases 42 to 656 code for a protein of 204 amino acids. The transcript is spliced from 6 exons. Lineage: Eukaryota; Viridiplantae; Streptophyta; Magnoliopsida; Brassicales; Cleomaceae. Gene Ontology annotation, molecular function: protein binding. Gene Ontology annotation, cellular component: mitochondrial outer membrane translocase complex.